Molecule: messenger RNA, 765 nt
Organism: Phycomyces blakesleeanus NRRL 1555(-)
Lineage: Eukaryota; Fungi; Mucoromycota; Mucoromycetes; Mucorales; Phycomycetaceae
Exons: 3
Coding region: 1-765 (254 amino acids)
Source: RefSeq, a predicted model, not a curated record
AUGCAAAAUGAAAAUGUUGAUUGUAUGGAAAUAGACUAUAACUCUGAUGUUGAUGUUGAUUUUAAUGUCAAUGAAGAAGAAGAUGCAGGCCUGCAGUCAUUUGUUAUUGAUGGCAAUGAUAUUGAGGAGGGCGGAACAAGCUUUGGUUUCAAGAAAGACAAGGCCUUUGAGAAUCCGGCAUUGAGCUCGUAUCCUUUGAGCAAUAUGCCUGUCUAUAUCCGUUUUAUGGCUAUCUUCAUUAUUAUCUUUCAUUUCGUGUUUCUGAUGGAUAAUGGUGGAUCGAUCCUCAUCAAAUUUUGCAAUAUCCUUUUCUCUCUUUUUGAUCUUACUAAUGCUCUUCCCUUGACAAUUGACAGCUUGAAACACAUCACAGGUUUCAACACAGCAACAGGCGGAAUUAUGGUGUAUGUGACAUGCUCAAAAUGUUAUACAAUUUAUUCUCCAAACGCAAGCACAAAAAAUUGCACAUUCAAAUUAUUCACUCAUUCAAAUACCUGCAACAACACCCUCUUUAAAUCUACAAGUGGCAAUCGUUCUUCUCCAGUGAUGGUGUAUCCGUACAGCUCUCUCAAACACACUUUACAACAAUAUUUCUUAACACCAAAUUUUGAAUACCGAAUCAAUCUUUGGAGAAAUUGUCAAACACUUGCAGAAACAAAAAUGGACAUAUACGACAGCGCAAUGUGGAACGAAAUCAAAGACAAUAAUGGCAAACGAUUUGUUGAUGACCCCCAAUCUCUAAUGUUGACUCUAGACAUCGAUUGA